UCAGCCUUACCGCGCCACACUGUAGGCUGUACCAUUGCCCACCCUCAGCUGAAUUUGUUCAGCCUUCUUGCAAAUGCACUACGGAAUCAUCUCACAGCACUGGCAUUGUCCUGACUUUCGAUGCGAUCUUUCAGACCGACGUUCUCAGACGACCGAGUUGCCAUGUUUCUCUCCUCAGCUAGGCUGCCGCGUUGAGCCUCCGAAACCCUAUUCCUACUAUAUGUGUCUGGCACAGCUUCCUGCGUAGCAAUGCGUCUUUUGCUACGCAGCAACACUGGAAAGUUUACCCUCACGAAAGACUUAAUUGGCGACGAUUCAAUCCCUCCCUAUACCAUACUUUCGCACACAUGGGGACCAGAUGAGGAGGAGAUUAACACCUAUUAUAUCAAGGAGGAGAACGACGCCGAAAUCUCACGCUCUAUCAACUCCAUGUUUCGCUGGUACCGCAAUGCGACUCGAUGCUACGUAUAUUUAUCGGAUGAAUCAGAUUUCUGGAAAAGCAGAUGGUUUACUCGGGGCUGGACGCUCCAAAAGCUCCUCGCCCCAGCUUCGGUCGAAUUCUUCUCCAGGGAACGCCAGCGACUGGGUGACAAGAGUUCUCUAAGGCAACAAAUCUACGAGAUAACUAAUAUCUCUCACGCUGCGCUUCAAGGAUACCCUUUAUCUCAAUCCAGCGUCGAGGAGCGAUUGCGGUGGACGGAACACCGCCGGACCAAGCUAGAAGAAGAUAAAGCGUACUCAUUACUAGGGAUUUUCGACGUCUACAUACUCCCUACUUAUGGCGAGGGGAUGGCGAGCGCACUCGCUCGGCUCCUGGACGGGUUCCACAAGGUGCAGAAAUGUAUCAAAGACUUACGUCUCACUGAUCCCCGUGAUGACAAGAACCGUAUCGAGAACACAAAGGGCGGACUGCUGGAGGGCUCGUACCGCUGGAUCCUCGGAAACUCCGCCUUCCGACGAUGGCGCGAUGACCAGCAGAGCCGACUGCAAGCAUUGCUAUGA
Messenger RNA from Westerdykella ornata, 1002 nucleotides. RefSeq lists its product as uncharacterized. The transcript has 4 exons. Bases 250 to 1002 code for a protein of 250 amino acids. The record is from RefSeq and is a predicted model, not a curated record. Lineage: Eukaryota; Fungi; Ascomycota; Dothideomycetes; Pleosporales; Sporormiaceae.